GUAACAUAUUUUAGCUCGCGCCUAUCGCCCUGUUCGCGCCCCUCCUCGAGCAGUUAAAUUCAAACCCGAGGCGAUGAAACAUUGACCCGGUUCUGCGAUAAUAAAGUCCCAUUACGAUGGCCUCUGAUCGCUCUUUGGUCCUUAUCACUCCUAAAAUCCCAAAUGACAUGUUUAAGUCUACGUUGAACUAAAAAGAAACUGCGUCUUUGAUUUAGCAUAUGUCCUGUCGCCGAUGCUAGCGUGUUGCGCAGGUUAAAAUCAAACGAGGAAGAUGCCGUUGCCAAACUAUAAGGAUAGCCAUUUUCGAUAAGCAAGACCGAGCCUCGCCUCACACUCCUCGAAUCCCAGCGUUUAUCGCAUGAAAACAGCCGGAUCGCCGCAGUCGUUGGUCUCGGUGCGACCGCUCACUCUUGAAAGACUAACCUCAAGCAACAAACGACUGAAGGGAUAAAAACUGUAGAGAGCUCCCUCUACAACCCGACUGGUAGUGGUACAAAAACACGAUUAACCAUCGCAGAAUGCCCUCUUGCUGUGGAAAAUCAUAAGGGUGUUUUAAAACGUGUGAAGGUAUUACCCAUGGAAGGGGGACCGACUGAGGCGGUGGUGGAAGAUGCAGGGGAUGCUUUCAAGGCCAAGGAAUGUAAGACCUACCAAAGGCGGCGUGAAGAUGAGGAAGUGGGAGCUGAAUUGUUGCAGGCUGCUGGGUUAGAGCAAGUCCAGAUUGAAGGACAGCCUGUGGUGGAGGCCCAGCAACAGUUGGUCGAGAGUGUAGUUAAUGUCAACAGCAGUGUGGAGAUGAUGGUGAUGGACUCCCUGGACCCUGCCCUACUCCAGAUGAAGACCGAAGUCAUGGAGGCUGCUGUCGGAGCACCUGUUGGUGUGGCUGGUGCUGCCCAUGAAGCCACAGUCACAACUGUCGAUGACACUCAGAUCAUCACCCUGCAGGUGGUGAACAUGGAGGAGCAGCAGUUGGGCUUGGGAGAGCUUCAGCUAGUGCAGGUGCCUGUUUCUGCUGUCCCGGUCACUGCUGCCACUGUGGAAGAGCUGCAAGGGACACUGGUUGAUGCCACUGUCAUGCCUAAAGAUGGGGAUCCAGUCAUCUGUCACACCCUGCCAUUGCCUGAGGGCUUCCAGGUGGUCAAGGUGGGUGCAAAUGGAGAAGUGGAAACUGUGGAGCAAGACGAGCUCCAUGCCCAAGAGGAUCAGCCUCCACAGCAGGAGGAGGAGGAGAUGGGUGAAGCCCAAAAUGAAGACCCCGCGUGGUCCAAAGAUCCAGAUUACACGCCCCCUGUUAAAAAGGCUAAGAAGACUAAGAAAAGCAAGCUGCGCUACAACACGGAGGGCGAUAAAGACAUGGACGUGUCUGUGUAUGACUUUGAGGAGGAGCAACAGGAGGGACUGCUUUCUGAAGUCAAUGCUGAGAAAGUUGUGGGUAAUAUGAAACCACCUAAACCAACCAAAAUCAAGAAGAAAGGUGUUAAGAAGACAUUCCAGUGUGAGCUGUGCAGUUACACCUGCCCUCGCCGUUCCAAUCUGGAUCGCCACAUGAAGAGCCACACGGAUGAGAGGCCUCACAAGUGCCAUCUUUGUGGACGAGCCUUCAGGACUGUGACAUUGCUGAGGAACCAUCUCAACACCCACACAGGCACCAGACCACAUAAGUGCACUGACUGUGACAUGGCCUUCGUCACCAGUGGAGAGCUGGUGCGACACAGACGCUACAAGCACACUCAUGAGAAACCAUUCAAGUGCUCCAUGUGUGACUAUGCUAGUGUAGAGGUUAGCAAGCUGAAGCGGCACAUUCGCUCCCACACGGGAGAACGUCCGUUCCAGUGCAGUCUGUGCAGCUAUGCUAGCAGAGAUACCUAUAAGCUGAAGAGACAUAUGAGGACCCACUCGGGAGAGAAGCCCUAUGAGUGCUAUAUCUGUCAUGCACGUUUUACCCAGAGUGGUACCAUGAAGAUGCACAUUCUGCAGAAGCACACAGAAAAUGUGGCAAAAUUUCACUGCCCUCACUGUGACACAGUUAUUGCUCGCAAGAGCGAUCUCGGUGUGCACCUCCGUAAGCAGCAUUCCUACAUUGAGCAGGGCAGAAAGUGUCGUUACUGUGAUGCGGUGUUCCAUGAGCGCUAUGCUCUCAUCCAGCAUCAGAAGUCCCACAAAAAUGAGAAACGUUUCAAGUGUGACCAGUGUGACUAUGCGUGCCGUCAGGAGCGUCACAUGGUAAUGCACAAGCGCACCCAUACUGGGGAGAAGCCAUACGCCUGCAGCCAAUGUGAGAAGACUUUCAGACAGAAACAGCUCCUGGAUAUGCACUUUCGGCGCUAUCAUGAUCCCAACUUUGUACCCACAUCCUUUGUUUGCACCAAAUGUGGCAAGACCUUCACUCGCAGGAAUACCAUGGCCAGACAUGCAGAGAACUGCACUGGUGUGGAUUCUGCUGAUGGAGAGAACGGAACUCCACCCAAAAGGGCUCGUGGUGGCCGAAAGAGGAAGAUGCGCUCUAGAAAGGACGAUGACGACGAUGAUAGCGAUGAGCAUGGAGAACCUGACCUUGAUGACAUUGAUGAAGAGGAAGAGGAUGAGCUUCUCGACGAUGAACAGAUGGAUGUGGAACAGGCUCCACCCAGCGUUCCCAUCCCCGCACCAGCUGAACCUCCCGUUAAGAGGAAACGGGGCAGACCCCCCAAGAAUGCACCCAAGCCCUCUCCUACAAAGUCUGUCGCCAAAACCACCACAGCUGCUGCCAUUAUCCAGGUGGAGGAUGAAAGCACAGGGGCCAUUGAGAACAUCAUUGUGAAGAAGGAGCCUGAGGGCUCUGAUGCUGCUGUAACUGCCCAGCCAGUGGUGGAGGAAGUGGAGGCAGUCGAGGCUGGUGUAGAAACAGUGCAGCUAGCUGUCCCUGAAGCUGCACCUAACGGUGAUCUUACUCCUGAAAUGAUCCUUAGCAUGAUGGACCGGUGAUCUGGGGAUGCGUGUGGACACACAGGCUGAUCACACAUGCUUGCUUAUAUGCACAUCCCCAUAUGUGUCCCCUGAAUAUAUAUACACACACAUAUACAUACAUGCUCACAUACCCCCCCCCCCCUUUAAUUCCAAGCUAAGGCCUCAUGUCCUGCAUCAAAUUUCUUAAAGACUCCAUUGUUCCUCUUCCUUUUCCUAUAAAACUCCAAAUUAUCAAUGUCCUAAAGUUCUUACAUUUUGUCUUCUCAUGACGAUCACAAAGCUGCGCUUUUCUACUGUUUCUAUCACACCAGUGGUUCAACUGCUGAGUUAUGUUUUUGCUGUGUACUUGGAGAGGCCAGAUGAUUUUUGAGAGCAGGAAUGUCCCUGACAUAACGUGGUAUAAUACAUGCAUCUAGACUUUUCUUUACCCAGCUAACCUUCUGUCUUCAUUUGUCCAUUCAAAUCUGACAUUACCAUGGCAAUAUUGAGAAACUAUAUAAUUUUGUGCCUGGUCAAGCCUUGCUAUCUAGAAUCGCUGUCACUGCUGUAGAAAUGGGUGUUUUUACCCCCUCUGUCCAAGAAAAUCCUUUCAAUGUUUGACAUUUAUGAUGACUUUUAUUCCCUGUUUGUUCCUCAUGUGCUCUUUCACUGGUCACAGAUGAUAAUGUUAGGGAGCGUAGAAAUGUAGCCGCCGAAUUAUCAUGCCAGAGACGAUGACAUCCAUCCGUAUGUUAAAAAAAACAACCUGCAGUUGAUAAAUUUGUACAAAAAAGGUAAUCUUGGCUAGUCUUGCUUGUAAAUAAUUUUUAUUUUCUGUUUUAUUAUGAACAUUUUAAUCUUUUUCUAGUGAAUUGAUGACCUUGAAUGCUAGGGCAAUGGCUUUUAACAUUAGUUUGGAAACAUGCCACGGAAGGCUUUCAAAUGACUUGUGGCGGAAAAAUAAAAGCCUGAACAAUCA
Molecule: messenger RNA, 3904 nt
Organism: Rhinichthys klamathensis goyatoka
Lineage: Eukaryota; Metazoa; Chordata; Actinopteri; Cypriniformes; Leuciscidae
Gene: ctcf
Product: CCCTC-binding factor (zinc finger protein)
Exons: 12
Coding region: 577-2964 (795 amino acids)
Biological process (GO): regulation of transcription by RNA polymerase II
Cellular component (GO): nucleus
Molecular function (GO): RNA polymerase II transcription regulatory region sequence-specific DNA binding; DNA-binding transcription factor activity, RNA polymerase II-specific
Source: RefSeq, a predicted model, not a curated record